This is a messenger RNA of Salvia splendens (bonfire salvia), 1138 nucleotides long. RefSeq lists its product as uncharacterized. Lineage: Eukaryota; Viridiplantae; Streptophyta; Magnoliopsida; Lamiales; Lamiaceae. The transcript is spliced from 2 exons. Bases 80 to 1138 code for a protein of 352 amino acids. The record is from RefSeq and is a predicted model, not a curated record.
UCUCCCUUCUCACUAGAAUCCGCCCUCUCUCCCUCCCUCCCCUUUGAGGGAGGUGAAAUGUGAUUGUUGCAUCCGACACAUGGUGAAGUCCGGUGGUGAACCGGCGGUUGAGGCUGCUACGGUCUCAUCUCACACGACCCAAUCUCCUCACUCGCCGGAACGGAAUCUCCCUCUCAUCCCACGGCCAAAGACAAAGAGGGCCGGGACUCCUUUCCCCGAGAGAGGCCGAAGUGAGCUGAAACGCGCAGGCCUUGAGACUAUUUCGGGGGUUAGUCGAAUCAAGAAGAAAAUGAUCUUCGAAAUGGCCGAGGAGCUACUCGCCGGAAAAAAUGAUGAGGGGACGGCGUCGCCGGAAGGAGAGCUGCCUUCCGAUGGGUAUCCGAGGAGAACGUUUGCUCAAAUGGCGAAGCCGGGCCCCUUCGAAACAGCUACGGGUCACUUACUCCUUCUCGACCAUGAGCGGUAUUUUGCUGCCGGAAUCUCGGACGAUGACCUAGUGGACCCCCCAUUCAAACCCAGCUCCCGGGAGGUAGAUGAACCGAAGCAGGAGUCGACAUCAAAUCUGGGUGAAGGGAGGGGGUCGCCGGAGGUUGAACAAGCUUGUGUUGGGGAGGUGCUGAACGCAUCAGCUCAAAUAAACGAGGGGAGUACACCAACGUGUGAUUUAGAGGACUCCGAUUUUGAGGGGGUAGCCGGAACUUCGCCGGCGCCGGCCAGCCGGAACGGUGAUGUAACAGCCAAGGAGAUGGUGCUGGUCAACCAUCAGCAUGUGGAAGGUACAAGGGAGCAUGUGCAUCCUUGUCUUGAUGUGGGGGUGACAUGUGAGGAGUUGGAUGCAUGUGACUCACAAAUGAGGGAAAAGACAAAGCUUACUUUGCAUGGGGAAGGAAGUGUUGGCUCUCUUUGGGUAAGUGGCAAUUUGAAUUCAAAUUCUACUCCAUGUGCCACACACCCUCCUCCCAUACCAAUCGGUCAUGAAGAACACAAAGGGGACCGGACCCCCGACGCACAGCGGCCGGAAAACUCGCCGGAAAAACCUGGUGCCGCCGGCGGGAGCUUGGAAGGGGGCGAAAUUACCCCACCCCCAAAAGGGGUCGGGGAGCGUGGAAGGAGAAUCAGCCACGUUCAAGGCCUUUAA